AUGAAGACGAUUGCCGUCAUUGCUCUCAUCGCUGUUGCCAUCGGUCUCUCCCAUCAAUGCAGUGACACUACCACCAACUGCGGCAACUGGGUGAGAAACGGUUUCUGCACAUCAGCUUUCUACACCGAUGCCCAGAAGACUCAAUAUUGCGGCGGAUCGUGCAACCUCUGCGGCUCGGUGUCCAGCGCGACAGCUUGUGUGAACUCAAAUGCCAACUGUGCCACAUGGGUUGCCAACGGUUUCUGCACGAAUACCGCUUACACCUCCGAGCAACGAGCCGCCUACUGUUGCGCUAGCUGUGGACCUGCCGUUUCCACUGCUGCCACAACAGCUGACACAACCGGAGCCACUGGAGCCUCAACAGCUGGCACCACUGACACUGCAGGCACAACCGCUACCGCUACCACCACUGUAACC
This is a messenger RNA of Mesorhabditis belari, 417 nucleotides long. NCBI's taxonomy places the organism in Eukaryota, Metazoa, Nematoda, Chromadorea, Rhabditida, Rhabditidae. The record is from the annotation of a GenBank genome assembly.